CGCCUUUUACCAAAAUUCCUUAAAAUGUUUGGUCUACAAAAGCCCCCUACUUUGGAAAAGUUUCGAGAACAUCGAUUGAAGGCCACUCCGCUGUAAUAGGUCGUGGCUUAGGUGCAAUGGCUCUUAAUGUAUUGUUUAUGCUGUUCUAAUUUUAGGAGAUAGCGGAGGUCCUAUCAUGGUGUAUGAUACUAAACGUGAACGUUGGGAACAAGUUGGCAUCGUUAGUUAUGGAACAGGAUGUGCUUUACCGAAUUUUCCUGGAAUAUACAC
This is a messenger RNA of Didymodactylos carnosus, 270 nucleotides long. NCBI's taxonomy places the organism in Eukaryota, Metazoa, Rotifera, Eurotatoria, Philodinida, Philodinidae. The record is from the annotation of a GenBank genome assembly.